Molecule: messenger RNA, 1236 nt
Organism: Peronospora farinosa
Lineage: Eukaryota; Oomycota; Peronosporomycetes; Peronosporales; Peronosporaceae
Source: the annotation of a GenBank genome assembly
AUGUCGUCGAGUGGGAAUUUUGAACGGAGUGAAAAUGAGCCACAUGUAGUGGCUGGAGAGGGGACGGAAACUGCUGAGACGGCUUUGCCAUCCACUCUACGUGCGGAAAUCAACUCAACACGAGGAAGACGUGACUCGGAAGAGAGUGAUGACCAGACAGCAAUGGAUGAAUUGCAGGCACUUUUCCGGCGGUGCCAUAAUUCUUUGCCGUUUGUGGCACUCUUUCUAAUUUAUUUUGCAUACCAACAUGCGACCGGGAUCCUGGUUUUUGUGGUUGGCACAGCUGCAGUCAUGGGACUCGACCAGCGCAUGCGAGCACAGGUCGCACUAAAGGAUAAGGCUAGCACGUGGCACCUCGUGAGUAUUGUUACCAUGUGUGCAAUUGAUAUGGUUGCGAUCUGCUCCGUUGAAGGCGAGCCGAAUCCGGUAUAUCACUUUCCGCAAAUACUUCAGCUGAAAACAGACCAUGGCAGUGACAGUACAAGCGAGCUUUUCUCAACUGGUGGUAUCUUUUGGCAGGUGCUUUGGACGGUGCUUGUGAACGAUUUCCUGAUUCGAAUAUGGAGUGUCGUUGUAAAAGCCUUGGUAGCUGGUGCGAAAUCUGACCGCUUCCAGUGUAAAAGAAAGUUUAGGGAUGAAUUGACAACAAAUGCGGACGAGUCUCCAGCCGUAGUGAUAGCGGACGAAGAAACUGAUAGCACUACAAUGGCGGCACCACUUACUCAGCCAGCUGUUUCGACGGUCGCCUUCUACAGACGAAAGCGAAAGCUAUAUGGGAUCAUUGAGAUGUGCUCUAUUUUCUUGCGGUCUCUUCUUGCCAGUAUCCCGUGGUGCAGUUUUUACCAGCUUUGUGCCUCGAAGUUUAUGGCAGACGUGUUCACUUUUGCCUACCUCUUUAUCAAGGGCUUAAUUCUCGCUAGUCAGGGCAGACGUAUCUUUAGACUGGUACGUUCUUUCGUUACGUUGGGGCUGGAGUUCGGGAUAUAUGUCUCGCUAGAUGAGCUGGUGGAGGCAGGGUCCCCUGACUGCUCUAUAUGCUACGAGUCCAUGAAACGUCCUGUUAAGCUUGCUUGCUCGCAUAUGUUUUGCGAAGAAUGUGUGACCGAGUGGUUCGACCACGAGCGUUCAUGCCCAUUGUGUCGAGCUAAUGUGGAAUCGUCUGGUCCGACAGAUGCGGAGAACGCGAAGCCACAAUAUCUUGACGGUCGGACUAGCCUCGUGCCACAGCUUUUGUAG